This is a messenger RNA of Cavia porcellus (domestic guinea pig), 6488 nucleotides long. It is a transcript of the gene Wnt5a, whose product is annotated as Wnt family member 5A. The transcript is spliced from 5 exons. Gene Ontology annotation, molecular function: cytokine activity; frizzled binding. The coding region runs from base 1289 to 2371 and encodes 360 amino acids. Gene Ontology annotation, cellular component: extracellular region. The record is from RefSeq and is a predicted model, not a curated record. NCBI's taxonomy places the organism in Eukaryota, Metazoa, Chordata, Mammalia, Rodentia, Caviidae. Gene Ontology annotation, biological process: neuron differentiation; canonical Wnt signaling pathway; multicellular organism development.
UGACCGAGGCCAGUUUGCAAGCCUGUCCGGGCCAAAACCUAGAGCGAUUUGGGCCCCUGUACCUUUAAGAGUGCCUGGCGGGGGGCCAGCGGGCACCCCGGCUUGGAGAGCGGGGUCGCGUUAUUAGCAUUAUUAGCCGCCGCCGGGUGAACUCGGGCACUUUGCAGCGGUGAUGGGGGCGGGGAGUUGUGGUCCGAGUGGCUUUAAUCCGGCCUUCGGAGAGCGCGCUCCAACCCCAGAGCCGAGCCUGCCUUGUUCUUUAGAAGCUCUGGGACCUCGGCGUUGGGAGAGCCAGCAGGCAGAGGACAGUUUGUGAACCCGUGUUUGUUUUAAGUGUCAGUUGUGUGUUAACGUCGAGUCACACACCCAGAGGGUCACGGAGAGUUCACUUUUAAAAAAGUUAACUUUUUUCUUGCAGUGUAAGUUGCUAUUUUCCAAACAAUCUUUACUUUUUCGCCUUAUUUCCAUUUUUCAUGGUCUUUUCCAUUUUCUGAUGCGUGGAGAGUAAGUUUAGCAUUGGAAUUAAGAUAUUUCCGAAAAGCAAACGAUCCCCCCUACCCUUUAAGGGGGAGGGGUUUUUAAAAAGCCCCGCAGACCCUAAGCUGUGUUCCCUUUCCAAUCAGUGUCUGCCUUUGGGGCCACUUCUCUCCCUACUUCCUUGCUGUUGGGAAGUGAUUUGGGUCCUGCUGUGGGAUUGCACUUCGUCAACCCUGCGCCUCCACUAACGUACGAACGCAGGCUGCGGGACCUGCCCGAGCUUUGGUUGCUAGGUGGCCUCUCCAGGGAGUUUCAAGGGAUCAGACGCUACUGCGAGCACUCAGUGACCUAGGACAGGGUGUGUAUGUGUGUGUGUGUGUGCGCGCGCGCGCGCGCGCACGCGCGCGCAGGAGGGCCAUGGAGUGGGGAUAAAGGGUCAGUAGUCCUCAGGUCGUGAACGUACUAGGCCGUAGCCUUUCCCCCAAUGUGUCCUCGGGAAGACCUUCCCUAGGAGGCCCAGCCUUAGUUCCUUGCAGUCUCCUCGCGUCCCCAGGGCGCUCCGGUGCACAAGGGGUUUGCGCAGUGAGCACAGAACUCAGAGCGGUACCCUCGGCUUUUCUCCCCCCGCUGUGCGGUGCCGACUGCCCCCUGUUGGCUGUUGAGAGGUAGGACGCCGCCGGCUCUGGGCCUUGGAGCGGCCAGCUGCUCUUCCUCCUUUGCGCCCCCUCAAUCCUCUGGACCACCGCACCUCCUUUACAAGUCCACUGGAAUAUUAAGCCCGGGAGUGGCUUUGGGGACGGCUCGAAGUGCAAUGUCUUCCAAACUCUUCCUGAUGGCUUUGGCCAUAUUUUUCUCCUUUGCCCAGGUUGUAAUAGAAGCCAAUUCUUGGUGGUCGCUAGGUAUGAAUAACCCUGUUCAGAUGUCAGAAGUAUAUAUCAUUGGAGCGCAGCCUCUCUGCAGCCAACUGGCAGGACUUUCUCAAGGACAGAAGAAACUGUGCCACUUGUAUCAGGACCACAUGCAGUACAUCGGUGAAGGCGCGAAGACGGGUAUCAAAGAAUGCCAGUACCAAUUCCGACAUCGGCGGUGGAACUGCAGCACUGUGGAUAACACCUCCGUCUUUGGCAGGGUUAUGCAGAUAGGCAGCCGCGAGACCGCCUUCACCUACGCCGUGAGCGCCGCGGGCGUGGUGAACGCCAUGAGCCGCGCGUGCCGCGAGGGCGAGCUGUCCACCUGCGGCUGCAGCCGCGCCGCGCGCCCCAAGGACCUGCCGCGGGACUGGCUGUGGGGCGGCUGCGGCGACAACAUCGACUACGGCUACCGCUUCGCCAAGGAGUUCGUGGACGCGCGCGAGAGGGAGCGCAUCCACGCCAAGGGCUCCUACGAGAGCGCGCGCAUCCUCAUGAACCUGCACAACAACGAGGCGGGCCGCAGGACGGUGUACAAUCUGGCCGACGUGGCCUGCAAAUGCCAUGGGGUGUCCGGGUCCUGCAGCCUCAAGACGUGCUGGCUGCAGCUGGCGGACUUCCGCAAGGUGGGCGACGCCCUGAAGGAGAAGUAUGACAGCGCGGCGGCCAUGCGGCUCAACAGCCGGGGCAAGCUGGUGCAGGUCAACAGCCGCUUCAACUCACCCACCACGCAGGACCUGGUCUACAUCGACCCCAGCCCUGACUACUGCGUGCGCAAUGAGAGCACGGGCUCCCUGGGUACCCAGGGCCGCCUCUGCAACAAGACCUCGGAGGGCAUGGACGGUUGCGAGCUCAUGUGCUGUGGCCGUGGCUAUGACCAGUUCAAGACGGUGCAGACGGAGCGCUGCCACUGCAAGUUCCACUGGUGCUGCUACGUGAAGUGCAAGAAGUGCACCGAGAUUGUGGACCAGUUUGUGUGCAAAUAGUGGGUGCCCGCCGUCACCCAGCCCUGUGCCCAGGACCCACUUAUUUAUAGAAAGUACAGUGACUCGGGUUCUUCUUUUUAAAAAUAUUUUUAUUUUUCCUCAAGAAAUGCAACCGGAACCAUAUUUUUUUCUGUUACCAUCUAAAAACUCUGUGGUUUAUUAUUAAUAUUAUAAUUAUUAUUUGGCAAUAAUGGGGGUGGGAACCAAGAAAAAUAUUUAUUUUGUGGAUCUUUGAAAAGGUAAUAAUCCAAGGCUUCUUCUGCUAGUAUAGGAUGAGAGGGAAGCAGCGCACACCCCAGCCUGGGUGUGUGGAUGUAGCACACACCCAGCAAGUAAAGGUAAUGCGUAUUUUUCUUAGCUGUGGAGUCAUCUGGGAUGGUAAGGUCCAGCCAGAGUGCCCUGGUACGAAUGUGUGCAUGAUUCAGCUUCUAGGACUAAAACGAACUCUGAAUGCUCUGGGCAAGACAAAAGGUCUUGAGAAAACAAGCAAAAACACAGAAAAUGAGUGACCCAAUUUCCUAGGGGCUGACAGUUUGCAAAAUAUUUGCAAAAUUAUGAUUUAAAAAUAUAUAAGAACAAAUGUCUCAUCUCUUCAAAGAAAAACAGGUAUAACAUGAGCUGCAUUCUCCAAUGCCCCGUCUGCAGGUUGUCUGUUGUCUAGUAGCUUAGGAAACUUGGAGAGCCAGUUAAGUAAAAAUUGGGGCAACAGAAAAGUGCCCAGAAAUUAGAAAAUUUGGAAUCUUCUAGAUGGCGUUACCUAGGUGUUACCUCAAACAAUUCUGGAGACCAGACUUCUUUGGGAGGGAUGUGUUGGGUUGGACAUAAAGAGCAAUACCUUGUCAUUGUGGUAGAGAUUGGCCUGGUUCAUAAGUGCCAGUGAAAAUAACACCUGAAUUCCAUUCACAGAUCUUCAGCCCAGACAUCAAGGUGAUUGCAUGCAGAGCAGGAAACCCCACUGAGGAAAUAAGUGAAGCCCACUUUCCUAGCUGGCCCCACACCCUCUCUGGUCCCUCUGUGCCAUGAUGUGGUGCUGGCCACGCUCUGCUGGGUCCCGUGAUUGUAGGACAGGAAAUGAAACAUUAGUUCUGAAAAAUAGUUUGCUACUUAGGGAUUUUUCCCCCUAAAUCUUUUACUUUGAGACACAGUAAGUUCUAGUGCUUUGAUGGCAUUACUUAGCUAACAGAGUCCACAGAGGCAUCAUCGUGUUCAUUGGUAGAGUCCUGUGUUUAUCCAUCCACUUGUGCUUUCCUAGUUACCCUGCAGGUGCACCCUCAGACUGUUCCUAAUGUACUGGGGCAGUUGCAUUUAUAAGAGAGUGACGUGUUUUAAUGGUGCCUAAUAUCUCAAGUCUUUUGUACAUAUCAUAUAUAUAUAUAUAUACAUAUAUAAAUAUAAAUAUGAUUAUAUCUCAGUGCAGCCAGGAUUUAUAUUUACAGGUUUACUCUGGGCAUGUUUCUAUCUGGAACAUUGCUGUCCUUCACUGCAGCCCAGUCGGGGAUUUUCCAAGUGUAUUUUGAAUCUUGUGUUUGGCCUGUGGCCCUGCUGGGCUCAUACCCUGAGCACCAGGAAACUUGUUUCUGAGGAAGCUCGGGAAUCCCAUUCACUGACAUGCAUGUUGGUUUGGAGAUUGCUUUCUCUGUCCUGCUCGCACCCUCACCUCCAGCUUGCCGGUUGUGUUCUCUGUGGAGAGGGCAUUGUGUGUUCCUCAUAGUCGUGGACAUUAGAUACACCUUAGUGGCAUCUCGCUGUGCCUAGUGUGUUCCACAGGGUGGACACGGGUGCCUGUUGGAUCUGGUGAUACCUGUUUGAGUCCCUAAGGAGGAGCUAGCUCACUGAAUAGACUGCUAGUUUAACAAUUUUUUAAAACAAGGACACCUCUUUCCCCAGAGUGCUAUCAAAUGUGUUCUUAUCUCAGAUGGUCAUUGUUUUAAGGGUUUGCAAAACUGCAGAUCUCCUGUACCCUUCAUGGGCUUGGUGGCCUUUAUAUCACCUCAGCCAAGUAGCUCUUAAUUUAUUGCACAAGGGUGUUCACUUCCCCUCAGCUGCAGUGAAUUGCAAGCAAAAGAUCUUGAAAUUAAAAAGCACUAUUGAGUUUAAAAUGUCACUUUUUUGGUUUUUAUUCUACAAAAACCAUGAAGUACUUUUUUUAUUUGCUAAAUCAGAUUGUGUUCCUUUUUAGUGAUUCAUGUUUAUGAACAGAGUUGAGUUUAACAAUCCUAGCUUUUAAAAGAAACUAUUUAAUGUAAAAUAUUCUACGUGUCAUUCAGAUAUUAUGUAUAUCUUCUAUGGCCUUUAUUCUGUACUUUUAAUGUACAUAUUUCUGUCUUGUGUGAUUUGUAUAUUUCACUGGUUUAAAACAAACUGAGAGGCUUAUGCCAAUGGAAGAUAGAAUAUAAAAUAAAAGGCUACUUGUAUAUUGGGAAGUGGUUUUAGUUGUCCUUUAGAUAAUUCACACAGAGAUUUUUGGAAGAGUUGUGAAGGAUAGCUUAGGAUAACUACAUGUUAAAGUAAUGGAAGAGUGGAGAAUUUUACAAAAACCAAACUAUUUGGAAGCUUCAAAGGAUUUCUAUAUGUAGCAGAACAAAAGGAGAAUUCUCUUUUCCUAUAUAUGAUCCUAAAAAAAAUCAAGCAGAUGGCUUAAAGCUGGCUGUAGGAUUGCUCACAUUCUUUUAGCAUUAUGCAUGAAACUUAAUUGUUUUAGAGCGUGUUGCUAUUGUAACAUCCCAGAGAAGAGCUCGAAAGGCACACACUUUUAUCCGUGACCAGAGUGCUAGUCUCCCCACCCGCCCCAAAAUGUGUCUUUGUGUUUACCACUGCAACAGUUGCACCUCUGUCUUUGAAUUCACUGUGGACCAUGGGUGACGCUUUCCUGCCCCUUGGAAAGCUGCUUUUAGGAAAAGAAAACCUCAGUCAGCAGAGAAUGAAAACUCUGGAAACUAAAGGUUUGUUGUGUUAAGUGCAAUCCAUGCGAGUGCAUGUGUUUUAUGCAGAUGUGCACUGAGGCUGGCAUCCGCUGCUCAGACUGAUCCUUUAGCCCUUUGCUUUUCUCUUUCCAGAUGACCUUGUAACAUUGAAACCUCCUAAGGAUGCCAAGAAUACAUUAUUUAAAAAAACCAGUAGAUCAACAUAUACAGUAUUUAAAAUAGCAUUUCUGGGCAAAUUCAAACGCUGUGGUUCUAGGACUCACAUCUGGUUCAGUUUUUCCUGACUUGUAUAUUGACCAGUGUUCUUUAUUGCAAAAACAUAUCCUAGAUGUAGCAGUGUCAGCAUAUUUUUCUUCUCAUCCUUGGGUACAUUCAAAAUCUUCCCAAUGUGGAAAAUUAACUAAAAAAUGUAUACAUAGGCAAUGCCGAAUAGAGCCAUGUUCAAGAGAACCAUUAUGGGAAGGUUUUGUGCUCCAGUCUCAUCUCUCCAUUCAGUUCCUUGAGUUUCUUGGCUACCUGUGGCUGGCUCUAUGGAGGCUGGAGCAGCCUCCCAGCUCACCACUUCUCCAAGAUCAGUUUUCAGGUGGUUUCUGCAAACCCAUUCAAGCCACUGGCAUGAUCAGGUAUGCUGUGGGAGUAGGGUGCUAGGUCCUCCAAAUGGAAGACUGGUACCGGCUGACCCAGGAGAUGAGCAGCAAAAGUAGCCCUCAAAGACUGAAGGGCUCAGGAGCAGGGAGUACAUGGCUGGAACAGGUGCGCGUAACUUGAAGCAUAUUGAAUGCAGAAGACCAUCAAGGUGCGGGUCUAAAAUACUGCAUUAGUACUGUAAAUAUACAUUAAAAUAUUUAUUUUUUAAAAAAGUAUUUCCUAGUCUUCCCCUCUAUUGAAUGGUAAAAAUGUGGUGUCAUGUUUUGAAAGAUGACGAAACACAUUUUUAAUUCAGGAAACAUUCAGAGAUCUAGGAGUUGAAACUUAUGAGACCUAAUGACUUGCCUAUCAACAAAAUUUAUGCUUACAUCUGGUGCUUUCAUAGGGAAAUACCUUGUUAACCAACUUUAAAACAUGGAUGUAUAGUAAUUAAAGAUUGGAAUUUUUAAAAAAAAUGUAUCACUUUGAAUCUAGAAGGUUAAAUGAAAAUGCUGUCUCAGUAUUUCAAAAGCAAAAAGCAAUGGAUUAAAUUGCAUUUAAGACCA